AGGGAUAGAGAGACCGAACCUCAUCUCAUCUUCACUCUCCUCCGUUAUCCUCUUCUUCUCUAAAGCUUCCUCCAGCGACAAUGGCGUUGUCGGUUUCAAACCUCGCCUCUUCACUCUCCUCUCUCUCUUUCUCUUCCCAGGUCUCUCAGGGACCAACCACCCUCUCCUUCCCCAGGACGAACUCGGUGUUCUCACUGCCGGCGAAAUCAGCUCGUCGCGCCUCUCUCUCAAUCACCGCCACGGUGGAAGAUCCCGCGGAGGUAGCGGAGGAUACGAUGGAGCUGAAGAAGUACGUGAAAUCGAGGCUUCCGGGAGGCUUCGCAGCUCAGAAAAUCAUAGGCACGGGUCGGCGUAAGUGCGCCAUAGCUCGUGUCGUUCUCCAAGAAGGCACCGGCAAAGUUAUUAUUAACUAUCGCGAUGCCAAGGAGUACCUACAGGGCAACCCACUGUGGCUUCAGUACGUUAAAGUGCCAUUAGUGACACUGGGUUACGAGAACAGCUACGACGUGUUUGUGAAAGCCCAUGGUGGCGGUCUCUCUGGUCAAGCUCAAGCCAUUACUCUCGGAGUUGCUCGUGCCCUCUUGAAGGUGAGUGCGGACCAUAGAUCGCCGUUGAAGAAGGAAGGUUUACUCACCAGAGACGCGAGAGUCGUUGAGAGAAAGAAGGUUGGGCUCAAGAAGGCCCGUAAAGCACCACAGUUCUCCAAGCGUUAACGAGCCUUCUUUUGUUUUAUUGUUAUUGUUGUUGGAUAUCAACUCUUCUAAGUACACUUCUUUGCCUCCAAUUCUGUUUCUAAGUUGAUGUGUGUAGAUGAUGAACCAAUCUCUGUGUUGUUGAUUGAAUAGAAUGCAGAAGUUGUUAUGAUU
Raphanus sativus (radish) is the source of this 866-nucleotide messenger RNA. RefSeq names its product 30S ribosomal protein S9, chloroplastic. Gene Ontology annotation, molecular function: RNA binding; structural constituent of ribosome. The transcript is spliced from 2 exons. Gene Ontology annotation, cellular component: mitochondrial small ribosomal subunit; plastid small ribosomal subunit; ribosome. Bases 81 to 713 code for a protein of 210 amino acids. The record is from RefSeq and is a predicted model, not a curated record. Gene Ontology annotation, biological process: translation. NCBI's taxonomy places the organism in Eukaryota, Viridiplantae, Streptophyta, Magnoliopsida, Brassicales, Brassicaceae.